Drechmeria coniospora is the source of this 1557-nucleotide messenger RNA. RefSeq lists its product as uncharacterized. Lineage: Eukaryota; Fungi; Ascomycota; Sordariomycetes; Hypocreales; Ophiocordycipitaceae. The record is from RefSeq and is a predicted model, not a curated record. The transcript has a single exon. Bases 1 to 1557 code for a protein of 518 amino acids.
AUGGCUUCACCAUACUCCAUUCUGCCUUUCGCGGCAGUUUUCAUCGCCAUCGACGCCAUUACCGUUAAAUCUGUUCUCCCAAAGCGCAAUCCAACCUUGCAUCAUGCAGACAAGGAGGCACUCGCUGGGCAAGACAUGUCAAAAUCUGGUGAACCCCUAUCAGAGCGCCGCUUAGUUUAUGAAUCGAGAAGCUUCGGGGAAGUAGCAAGCGCGUUGGUUUUCGGCACAAUCAGUGCACUAUCGUCGACGAUGGUCCUUUUGACCGUUGCGAAGUUUGCCAACUUGAUCGACGCGCCAUCAGAAAGUCAGGCAUACCAAGUCAUACAAACCUCUUUGAUCGGCCUACUUUUCGUCUUGGCACCUUAUCUGCAAUUUCGCUUUCUAGUCGUCGGCGCCCACUGGAUUUUCACAUCGGCAAAUUGGAGGAGACUGAACUGGGCCGCUCGUGGAAUACAGUUGUUCCUCAUUGGAACAUGCUCUUUCAUUUUCUGGCGUCUUGGCCGCACGGCGUUGUUCACUUUCGCCAUGACUCUUCAGACCCUACUCUACGGAUUCACACUCCUCAAUGCGGUUUCAAAACCAUACUUUGACGAGCUUCUUCGCAAUUCCGUUCUCCUAUUGGCUUUCCUUACUGGAAUUUCAGCCUUGUCCAUCCUGUGGCACACUGCUAGUGUUUCCUGGAAACGACACAACAUUACCGAGUCGACCUUGGCGGCAGCAUUAUCCGAGUUGACCGAGGUUCGCGAAAUGCUGUUUCCCAAGCGAAACGUACUGCGGGUUCUGGAGGCCAAGGAGCGCGACUCGGCGCCCAAGUACUUGCUUCAACCCCGCUGGAUGAAGAGUUUUAGUUUCCAAAGGAAGCAAGACGAAGAAGCCGCUUCGUUGCGAGUGGAGGUGUCGGACCUCGAGGCUAGGGAGACGUUCUUGACUUCCUCCCUUGCGCUUAUGAGAAGCCAGCACGCAGAUAUCACGCACACCUCGUCAACGAUCAAAAAGAUUCUCCAACCAUGGUUCCUUCUCAUGAUAUACUGCUUCUAUCGAGUCAUUUUGGCACCUCUUGCGCUCGGCUGGCGCACAUCUUUCCUUCCUCGCAACGUCCCAUACGAUCCUCUUAACCUCCUCUGCGGUGCUUUCCUUCAUGCAAAACUACCUGGCUACAGCGCUCUUUUCUGGGCAUCGACAUUGAAUAUCGGUCUCUGCAGCGUUAUCCUUGUGGCUGGCGUGAAUCCCGUCAUCGCGGCCUUCCAUCACGUCGCAAGAUGGAUUCCUGGCCUGUUGAAGCAUGCUACUGCUGAUAUCAAGCUAGCUCUGGGCCACGUCUCGGCUAUUUUCGUCAUUUCUGGUUUAUUCUACCUGCGAAACAUGCCUAUGUUGAUGCCAACUGAAAAGUCUGGUGAUGAGCCUUCCAAUAUCAUGUCAUUUGAAUAUUGGUUUCUUGCUGGCAGCGCUAUGUCAGCCCUGGCGGUCGGCUUAAGCCAUAAGACACAUUUCGGAGGGGCAAGGGAGCAGCGUAGGUCUAGUCACGAUGCGGAUUUGGGCGGCAUUAAAAUCAUGUAA